Messenger RNA from Anastrepha obliqua, 546 nucleotides. RefSeq lists its product as uncharacterized. The transcript is spliced from 2 exons. The record is from RefSeq and is a predicted model, not a curated record. NCBI's taxonomy places the organism in Eukaryota, Metazoa, Arthropoda, Insecta, Diptera, Tephritidae. The coding region runs from base 1 to 486 and encodes 161 amino acids.
AUGUUUAGCAGGAAUAUAUUGUUGCUGCUCAGCUAUUUGCUUGUGCUCACAAAGCUCAUUAACGCCUUAUCACAACCGAAUGAAGUCCGCAGCACUUCCGAAGAUGCUAAAGAUCAGCAGGGUCUAACUACUAAAUUGACGAAAUGUGCAGUUCUCCACGGCGAACACGGGGUUAAAAAAAUUAUAACUAAUGCAAAGAGCAAUGACAAUAGCAUUAACAACAACUACGAUAAACGGAGUGAUCGUGAUAAAUUACUUUUCUAUUCGCUCAACCAAUUAACAUUGCUCUCAAAUUUUACCGUUCAACAUGGCACACAACUUUUACGAAACGUUCUUAAAGAAGCAUCCACACACGAGGAACACUCCGAGAUUUUAAAAACAUAUUUACGCGAUUUUUCGGAUUAUGUCGCACGCGCCGAACGUUUGAAAAAACUAAACGAACGUGAAAAGGUGUGCGAACUGCACAGUAUGACCGUACUAUUUUAGAACUUUACUUAACUAUUGUAAUUCUUAAUGCAUGUUUUAAUUUUUGUUAACAAUUACCGG